Messenger RNA from Vicia faba (fava bean), 1140 nucleotides. The record is from the annotation of a GenBank genome assembly. Lineage: Eukaryota; Viridiplantae; Streptophyta; Magnoliopsida; Fabales; Fabaceae.
AUGGGUAUUUCGUGGAGCAGUAGUAGAAGAAGAAACAAUUUCAUCCACAACCCACCUCAACAACCACCCUCACUUCCACCACCACCACCACCUCAUUAUUAUUACUCAACUGAAUCACACCCACCACCUCCACCAGCACCUCACCAGCAACAAGGUUACUAUUAUCCCUCAACCACCACCGGCUACGCCACUCCCCAUCAUCCUCCUUCUCUUCAACCUCAUACCCAUUCGUUUUACUUCUCUAACCCUAACGCAAACAUCAACUACGCUAAUCCUCGUGUUAUGGUCCACCCUUCUUACUAUGUGAAUCAACAUGCCUGGGGUCCACCUCCUCCUCCUCCUCCUUUGCCUUCUUCAUCCACCCCGCCUCCGUAUGUUGAUCAUCAGACUGCUAAGAAGAUUAGGAAUCAUGUCAAUGUUCAUAAAGAUACUUUGCGCCUUGAAGUUGAUGAGCAUAACCCUGAUCAACAUCUCGUUUCGUUUGUUUUCGAUGCUGUUUAUGAUGGCAGCAUUACUGUCUCUUACUUUGCGAAGGAAGAAGAUAAAUGUAGGUUUGUUCCACUCUUUCCUGAUGCAUUUGUGCCAGUCAAAGUCCCCUUUGAGAAAGGAGUUGGCCAGAAAUUUUCCCAGCCUUCAGGAACAGGGAUUGACCUGGGCUUCUUUGAGUUGGAUGAUCUUUCAAAGCCUUCACCUGGGGAAGAUGUCUUUCCUCUUGUAAUAUGCGCCGAAACUUGUUUGGAAACUCCCUCGGAAAACGAAACUCCUAAAACUCCUGAUGAUUCCAUGCUAAAUGCAUCCCCUCACAUGCAAAUAACUCAAGCCGUCUUGGAGAAACGCAAUGGUGCUUUCCAGAUAAAAGUAGUUAAACAGAUUCUGUGGAUUGACGGUGUUCGCUAUGAGUUGAGAGAGCUAUAUGGAAUAGGAAACUCAGAAGCUGCAGGAUUUGAUGACAGUGAUCCUGGGAAGGAGUGUGUAAUAUGCAUGACUGAACCAAAGGAUACAGCUGUCUUACCUUGUCGACAUAUGUGUAUGUGCAGUGAUUGUGCGAAAGCUCUGCGACUUCAAUCCAAUAAAUGCCCUAUAUGCCGUCAGCCCAUUGAGGAACUUAUGGAGAUCAAGGUGAAGAGUGGCAAUCCAUGA